UGUAGCAAUCGGAUGGUUACACAGUUGACUAACAGUAUUUGCCAGAUCGUGAAGGAGACAGAGAGGAAGAGAGAUAAGCAUCUCUGCCGACCUGCCUGUGCAUUCUCACAGUCCCACUUGGGCACAUGAUGUGGAGAAAAUCACUUGUCAGUUCGGAGCUGGUGUAGACCCAGGACUGGUUUUAACGGGAAGCUGUUACUGAGGGGAGACCCUGUUUUGUUGCAGCUGCGCUUUCGGAGGGAUUGCGAUCUGUUCUGUGAAACACACACAUCUGGAUAGUCAGUAACCUCAGCCAAAGGGUCCAGCCCGGCUAGACAUCAGGGAGAGACUGUGUGGAGCCCUGUCAGUGCCACUCAGUCCUUGGUGUUGGUCGGUGCUGAGGAUUUGCAGCGCUGGGGCAGGAAGGGGGAGAAGGAUGAGGCUGGAACUCAUUGCAACCUUCCCGAGAGAGAGACUUCUCCUGGCGGUGAAUGGACCCUGCUCCUUCUAGAGUUGUGCACUGCUCCAGGAUCAGGGGCUUGCUUGUGUCUGGGGGCUCGCUUGCCAGAGCCAGUGCCUCCCACUGGAGCGACUGGCUGUGCGCGGCCCCGUGUCGCUGUCCAUGGUGCUGAACCCGUUCCGUGUUGCCCAGCGAGAGCCAGGAAUGUAACCUUUCACUCUGCUGAGGAUGGGAUUCUUUACAAAGAAUUGGUGAACGAGAGAACCACUUCCCUCCUAGUUCUGAACGAUUUUCUUUUAUGUCAUUUUGUUUCCUUCUCCUUCGUGACCGAAGACUGUGAGUUUUUCAGCACCAGUUGAAGCGGAGAAGAGAGAGAGAGUGAGAGGGAGCGAGAAGGAGAAAGCAGUGAAGAAGGAGGUGUAAAGAUGAAUAGAAACUGGUGCAGAGCAGCCCCCUACUUUCGCUGACAGCUCCGCCGACUGAAUCUGAUUAAUGUUUCUUUGUAAAGCUUUCUGAUCUGAUUGAUCAUGGAGAGGCUCCUCUUCUCACUGCUCCUGCUCAGUUUGACUGUCAAGGCUCAGCUUUGUCCAAAGCGUUGCAUCUGCCAGAACCUCUCCCCUUCCCUCUCCAUCCUCUGUGCCAAAACUGGGCUUCUCUUUGUGCCUCCAUUUAUCGACAGGAGGACGGUGGAGCUGCGCCUAACCGAUAACUUCAUCACCACGGUGAAGAGGAAAGACUUUGCCAACAUGACCAGCCUUGUCCACCUCACGUUGUCGAGGAAUACAAUCAGCCAGAUCAUGCCUCACACCUUUGGUGACCUCCGCGGUCUUCGGGCUCUACACCUGGACAGUAACAGACUGACCAGAGUCAACCCUGAGCACUUCAAUGGCCUAAUCAAUCUCCGACACCUGAUCCUUAGCAACAACCAGCUGCAUUACAUCGCAGCUGACUCAUUUGAUGACUUUAUCGUAUCUCUCGAAGAUCUGGACCUCUCCUACAACAACCUGGAGAAUCUGCCUUGGGAAACUAUUGGCAAAAUGACAAACGUCAACUCCCUCAGUCUGGACCAUAACCUCAUUGACUUUGUUCCCGAAGGGACAUUUUCAAACCUUCAUAAAUUGGCUCGAUUAGAUAUGACAUCCAACAAACUGCACAAGUUACCUCCUGAUCCCCUCUUUCUAAGAGUUCAAAUGUUUGCAAGGACAAAAGGCUCUCCGCUCACCUCUCUGGUGCUUAGUUUUGGUGGGAAUCCGUUGCAUUGUAACUGUGAGCUACUCUGGUUGAGACGCCUUACAAGGGAGGACGAUCUGGAAACAUGUGCCUCACCGCCUCAUUUAAUGGGUAAAUAUUUCUGGUUCAUCCCUGAGGAGGAAUUUACCUGUGAUCCUCCACUCAUUACACGACAUACCUCCAAAACAUUUGUCAUGGAAGGUCAGCGAGCUAUGUUGAAAUGUAAAGCAGUGGGGGACCCAGACCCAUUCAUCCACUGGACCUCACCAGAUGGAAGGCUGAUCUCAAAUUCAUCCAGGGCCAUCACCUAUGAGAACGGAACCCUGCAUAUCAUAAUUGCCACCCCAAAAGACAGCGGGACCUUUACUUGCAUUGCCUCCAAUGCUGGUGGCGAAGCCAUGGCCCAAGUGGAGUUGAUUGUCAAUCCUCUUCCACAUUUUGCCAACGGCACAAAUAACAUCAAGGAACCAGAUCCCGGUUCAUCGGACAUCACCACGUCUGCCAAGUCAGGUUCUCCGCCAGUUACUAAUGACACAAAAGCUACGCAGGACAAGAAGGUCAUUGCAACUGACCUCACAUCGUCCUCCGUACAGAUUCGAUGGCCCUCACAGCGAAAUAUUCCUGGAAUCCGAAUGUACCAAGUCCAGUAUAACAGCUCAUCUGACGAUGUACUCGUUUACAGAAUGAUUCCAUCUUCUAGCAAGACGUUCCUUGUGAAAGACUUAGUUGCUGGACGAGACUAUGACCUAUGUGUUCUGGCUGUCUAUGAUGAUGGAAUUACCACUUUGACUGCGACACGGGCUGUAGGCUGUGUACAGUUCACCACAGAGAAGGAAUACACACAGUGUCGAUCCAUGCACACCCAGUUCCUUGGUGGGACCAUGAUCAUCAUCAUUGGUGGCAUCAUUGUGGCCUCUGUGUUGGUUUUCAUCAUCAUCCUUAUGAUCAGAUACAAAGUCUACAAUAACACUGGGGAACACAAGACUAAGGUCAGUAACGUUUACUCACAGACUAAUGGAAGUCAGAAUGGGGCCAUGCCACCAUCAACCUCAAAACUGUUGGAAAGUCGAGAGGAACAUGUCCAGGAGAUGUUGCCAGAUGCUCCCAAAGGAACCUUGGCCGUGGCUUUGACUACAGAUUACGAUAAAGCCUCUGUCACUCAAAGCCCAUCUUUUCCCACAGAGGAUAUAACUCCUCAUAAGCGAAGGAGAACUCGGACAGAUGUGCCAUUCUCUUCUAAGGAGAUUCAAGGCGAGGACCAAGAACGCCAGGUCAAGCAGACUGCAGAACACACAAUGGAACCAGUGGAACGGACCGAUGUUAAACUUUGAUACCAUCCAUUUGCACAGCAGAGACUAACACCGUCAGAAUGUUCCUGAGAAACUUUCAAGUCAUGUUGUACAACCGGAUUGGACAAACUGACUUCUAAUCAAGAUUAAUGAAAACCACUUUUCCCACCCUGGUUCUUCCUAUUCCCUUGCCAAAUCUUCAACUUAUUCCAUCCCAUCUCAGUUUGAUGUGCACUCUUUAAAGGAACUGGACCCUUCAUACACAAGUACCAUGGGCAGAAACCGUACUGAAUUGGAUUAGUGCUUUAAACCAUUGCAAUGUUUUGGCUGUAUCCAAUACCUGUAGCAGCACCAACAAUGUCUAAAGGGAAUCCUUAACUAUAUUUCUUAGUAUGGAAAUCAUCUUUUACAUUAACACAUUGAUGGACUGGGCAGAAAUGAGAAACACAAUUUUUUUUCUAAUUUAUGCAUGGGAUGGGAGCGUAUCUGAUCAGGCCAGCAUUUAUUACUCAUCCCCAAUUGCCCAGAGGGCAGUUAAGAAUCAACCACAUCACUGGAGUCACAUGUAGGGCAGACCAGGUAAGGAAAACAGUUUCUUUCCGAAAGGACAUUUGUGAACCAAGUGGGAUUCUCUCAACAGUGAACCAUGCAUUCACAGCCAUCAGUAGGCUCUUAAUCCCAGAUUUAUAUUGUAUUCAAAUUCCACCAUCUACUGUGAUAAAAUUUAAAUGCAGGUCUCACCACAAUACCUGGGUCUCUAGAUUAACAGUUCAGUAAUAACACCACAAAGCCAUCAC
Messenger RNA from Chiloscyllium plagiosum (whitespotted bambooshark), 3755 nucleotides. The record is from RefSeq and is a predicted model, not a curated record. NCBI's taxonomy places the organism in Eukaryota, Metazoa, Chordata, Chondrichthyes, Orectolobiformes, Hemiscylliidae.